Messenger RNA from Trichosporon asahii var. asahii CBS 2479, 3213 nucleotides. RefSeq names its product retroelement pol polyprotein-like protein. NCBI's taxonomy places the organism in Eukaryota, Fungi, Basidiomycota, Tremellomycetes, Trichosporonales, Trichosporonaceae. The coding region runs from base 1 to 3213 and encodes 1070 amino acids. The record is from RefSeq and is a predicted model, not a curated record. The transcript has a single exon.
AUGGACAACAUCGAACGCAGGAGACUGAAAGUACCGCAACUACCGAUUCCGACGUUGACCGAUGCCGCUUCGGCCGCCGCCUGGCGACAAACGUUGGUUCAGACGUUCGUGCUCCUCGACUACCACAACACACUGUACCAGCAGACGGCGCCCACAGGAUGGAAGUGGUCCAAGGCCGACUCGGAGGAAGUAACUUGGGAACAGCAGCAGUCUUGGGCUAUCGAUGUCUUCCUUUCGACGAUCGCAAAGGAGCACUACAAGAACCUCGCGAGCCAGAAGGAAACCGUCGCUGCGGCAUGGACCCGACUGAACGACAAGUUCAAGGCGUCGCAGGGCGAGAUCGCUGUGUAUUACCGACUGCCAACAUUGGAGCCUGGAUUUGACUCUGAACAGGCUGAAGCUCACCUCUCGCUCUUCGACCAGCGCUUCAUCCUCCUCACUGCGUGCGGAAUCAAGCUCACGGACGACAUGAAGGUUGGCAUGUUCGUCGGUAGUCUGCCGCCAGACUGGGACGCCGACUUCCUCAAGCAGAAGCGAACAUGGCCGAUGUACCGCAAGCGCUUCGAGUGGAUGACUGCACCCCACCGGUUGGGAAAGAAGAAGAGCGAUAAGCCAAGUGAAGCGCAGACGGACAAGCCGGCGGCAGUGGAUUCGGAUGCAAAGCCGGACCUCGGUGUCCCGGAGAAGCAGGAGAAGCCUUCCCAACUGCGACAGUCCUGGACUGAGAAGCGCCAGCAGCAGGAAGCUCAGCAGGAGCACGCUCGACCCAUCCGACAGCCUCGCCCGCCGCCGCAGGCCGAGGCCGACGGCUCGAGCUCGAAGACGCUCCGGCCUCAGCCGUCGCACUCAAAGCUUCGCAAGCCGAGCCAUGGCAACGGCGACAACGCGCACGGUGAAGGCUCUAGCUUAUUGAACCGCCGCGUCUCCACCUCCCGCUCCCACCCUCGACCUCAUCCUCCGCAUAAGCCUAAGCCGACAACGACACAGCCGAAGUCCGCCGCCCAGGCCGAUCCCGCUGGACCGAAGUUCAGCCAGUCGAACCCCUUCGACGUCCUCGGCGACAUGGACGGUGCCAGUGAGGCUGGCUCAAGCACGGCCGCUGCCUCCUCGUCUGCCGCCGCCGGCCGACUCCGAUCGAGUAACCGCCCCGGAUCGUCUGCCAGCUCGCACGCCGAAGCAGGACCCAGCCGACACCACCGCAAGAUGUCUCACUCGGAGGGCCGAGCGAGCCGCUCCAGCGACGUCGACCAGCUGGCCACGGGCAUGCAGGACCUGAGCACCGAGUACUGCACCAACUGCCAUGUGUCGGGGCACGACGUGUCGCGCUGCUACAAGCGAGCGUGGUGCUCGCACUGCCAGAUCCCCGGCCACCACGUGAGCAAGUGCCGCCGGAAAGCGAUGGGUGCGCCAAAGCGUCACAGGCGGAAGGGGGAGCAGCGCGAGGCAAUCGUGGAGGAGGAGGAGCUCGAGGAGGAUCCCGAGGUGCUCGUCGAGGCGGACCAUCUAUCUCUUAUCAAUCCCGCGACGCUCGCCGAGGCGUGCGACAGCGAAGAGGGGCCAUUCUGGAUCGAAGCGAUGGAGCUCGAGAAGGCCCGUCUCCUGCGAAACGGAACGAUAGAGGAGAGUGCGCUUCCCGAGGGCCAGCGCGCGGGCUUCACUGACUGGGCGUACUGCCGCCAGAUCAAGCGCGACUACGCCAAGUAUCGCUGCCGCGUGCACGGGCUGGAGGAGGAGCGCGGCGACGUGGCGGGCAGCAUCCCCGCUCUCCGCGUCAUCCUGUCCUACGGCGCGAGCCUGGGCAUGCGGUUCCGGCACCUCAGUGUUGACAUGAGUGUUCCCCUGGCGGAACCGGCGUACGUCAGCGCGCCGAACGGCGCGGGCGUGUGGAAGGUGAACAAGUUCCUGCGCGGUAUGAAGGGGAGUAGCAAGGCUCUGGACCGGGCGCUGCGCGACUGCCUCCUCGCGUGCGACUUCAAGAAGUGCAAGGAGGACGGCGUCUUCGUCCUCCUCUCGCCGCAGGGCCGUCCGCGCGCCAUCGUCUUCCAGCAAGGUGACGACGUGCUCGUCGCCUCGUGGACGGCGGGACUCAAGACCAUCGUGCCCGUGAUCAAGACGAAGAUUAAAGACUCGGGCGGCUCAGUCGACGACCUAGGCGACCCCGCGCUCUUCCUGGGCAUCGGCGUCGAGUGCUUCCCGCACAACUGCGAUGUGCUCCUGCAGCAGAACCACUACGUCGACCACAUCCUGGCGGGUGUGUCCGAGCUCUCCACAGUCGAGGACCGCACCUCGCCCCUUGCCCCGGGGACUUUGGAGGAGCUCGCGAGCGCGCCGCCCGAGACAGAGACCCCAGUGGACCGGAAGUGGUGGCGCAAGAUUCUGAACCAGCUCGGGUGGCUUGCGCGGUGUACCCGGCCCGACAUAGCUUUUGCCGUCGCGUACCUCUCGCGGUUCAGCAACAGCACGACGCUUGGCAAUGCGCACCGCGCCGCCCUCCUCAACCUCCUCGCGUAUCUGCGUGCGCGGCGCGAGUUUGAGUUCAAGCUCGGCAACGACGAGGACACGAGCGAGCCGCACUGCGCGCGCGCGUACAGCCACGGGUUCAUGGCGCCGGCCCUCGACGUGAGCCAUGUGGGGUGGGCUUUGCUUCUGGACGGAAGCACGGUGGACUGGGCGAGCCACAAGUCCUCGGUCGCGGCGACGGGGCUCGAGGCCGACCUGGUCGCACAGGGCGAGGCGGCGCACCGCCUCGUGUGGCUGCAUGACCUGCUUACUGAGCUUGGCGUGGUUGUGUCCCCGCACGGACUGCUGUUUGGGGACAACUGCGGCGUCGUCAACAACCAGGCCACGCUCGUUGAGGUCUUCAAGCGCAACAAGCACGUGCUCGCCGAGUACCAGUUCAUGCUCGACUUGGAGAGCAAGGAUCGCCUCAGGCUGCACGGGUGCGACGACGACCAGCCGGCCAAAAUGUGCUCCAUGCCCGUCACCGGCGCCGAGUUCAACCGCUACAGGCUCAUGUACGGGCUUGAGCGGCAGCUGGACAUCAGCCAGGUCGAGAUGAUGAAGGGCAAGACGAACGAGGAGGCACUCCACCAUCUGCUCUGGGAGGAGGACUCGGACGACGACGUCCGCAACGAGAACAAUGAACGCUACCCUGACGGCGUCGACGCCGCCAACGCGCCGACCGUCACGUAUACCACGACGCAGGGUCAGUAG